AUGUCCUCCUUCCAAUCCUCUCACCAGAGCCACUCCGCGUCGCGCCAUCUCCCCGCUUAUAACCCGGUCGCCGCUGUAACCGCGCCUGCGGGGACCUUCCUCCCCGGGACUAAGGUCCAGGUCGGCAGUCACCGCGUGGUGAUUGAGAAAUACCUGUCUGAGGGUGGCUUCGCUCAUGUCUAUGUUGUUCGGUUACCCCAACCUAUCAAUGGCACGGAGACGGCAGUGCUGAAGCGGGUGGCUGUGCCUGAUAAAUCGGCCCUGGCGAACAUGCGCACCGAAGUCGAAACGAUGAAGAAGCUGAAGGGACAUAAGCAUAUUGUCAAAUAUUUUGAUUCGCAUGCCUCCCAACUCAGCGGAGGCGGAUAUGAGGUAUUCCUACUCAUGGAGUUCUGUGGCGGCGGUGGUUUGAUUGACUUCAUGAACACUCGGCUGCAGAACCGCCUGACGGAGCCGGAGAUCAUUAAGAUCUUCUCCGACUGCGCUGAGGGUGUCGCCUGUAUGCACUACCUGAAGCCGCCUCUGCUGCAUCGUGAUCUAAAGGUGGAGAACAUCCUCAUCUCGGGCAAGGGAAGCUCUGCCAUUUACAAGCUUUGCGAUUUUGGAUCCUCCGCCCCUCCUCGCCCGGCGGCGACAUCUGCUGCGGAGGGUCGUUUGAUUGAGGAUGAUGUGCAGCGACACACAACGCUGCAGUACCGCAGUCCGGAGAUGAUUGAUGUAUAUCGGAAACAACCGAUCGACGAGAAGAGUGAUAUCUGGGCCCUUGGUGUGCUCCUGUACAAACUAUGUUAUUAUACAACCCCCUUUGAGGAAGUGGGUCAGAUGGCGAUUCUAAAUGCCACUUUCAAAUACCCCUCAUACCCCCAUUUUUCGGACCGGUUAAAGAUGUUGAUUGCUUCCAUGCUGAGAGAGAACCCGCAGAAGCGGCCUAAUAUAUAUGAGGUGGUGCGAGAAAUGUGUCACAUGCAGGGCAAGGAAGUUCCGAUUCGAGAUGUUCGUGCAAUCAUUCCCCCCUACCGCUAUGCGAAUUUUACUGACAUGAAGAUGCUCCCCCCGGUGGGAGCAGUCUACUCGCUCCAUGUCGAGGAAACCAAGGUCAUUCCUGAGAUCGCACCUAUGCGAAGAGGACGGCCAGGAAAGCCUCAGUCAUCACACGACUCUGCUAAAGCAAGCCCCUCCCCAUACCGUGGUAGCUCCAAAGAUGCAACUUCUAGUGAUCCAUUUGCCGCGCUGGAUGGAGGCGCGGCAGCCCGAAGCAAGAAGUCCGACGAGCUUUCUAAACGCUUCCCCACCUUGGAUCAGUUUGACAUUCUUCACGAAAACGGGGACAAGUUUGAUUUCGAGCCGACGGCAAAGGAUAAGUCGGACGACCAUGAACUCUCGCAGAGACUCACCAAUGCUUUGGCCGACCAAGCAUUUGCUCGACAAACCUCGCCAGAACGUCCAGCGCGACAGGAGCCUCCUUCCAGUCGACAAUCGCAGACUUCGCCUGUGCGCGAACCCCAGCAGGUGUCUGCUAGACAAUCCACUCCGCUAUAUCAACCUACUCCUAAGCGCCCUGCAAUGGUAUCUACUGGAACCAUGACAUCGCCUGCUCAGACACCUCGCUUGCAAGAACGCACAUUGUCCAACCGCCCAAUCUAUCGAUUCCCAACCUCUGAACAGGAUCGUCCCUCAAGUCAGCCCUGGACACAGGAGGAACAGAAGAAGGCACCAUCUCCCCCAUCAUCGGGAUUGCGCCCUGAAGCAAGCCCGCAUGCGAAUGAUCCUGUGGGCCGAUCAAAGUCUGCCAUCGCCAAGGCUCGUCCAGUGUCAGUGCAGGCCGGAUACGUGCCGCGGGAAUCGGAGGCGUCGAGAUCGUCAUUGGAUUUGUCGCAAUACGAAGGCGGUGCGCCAUUGCGAUCAGUCCGAACAGAGCUGGACCGCGAUAAUGAACGGGCCAACAUUUCUUCGGAUAUAGACUACCUUCGAGCGAAGGAAGAGGAGGAAAUCAAUCGCAAGAGGGAGAAGCGCUCUAGCAGCGGCGCAAAGCACAGCAAGCGCGGUAGCUUGUCUUCACUUUCACUUUCAGGCAGCAAGAACUUAUUCGCGGGCCGAUUUGGUGAGGCAUUCCGCCGAUUCGAGAGCGACAAGCCCGCGACCCCCUCGUCAGAAGAGGCCCCCAAGACAAGUCUGAUGAGUGAUACCGAAGCCAGAAACGACGACAUGUCGCCUUAUGAGGAUGAUGUUGUGCUAGAUGACUUGGAUCGAGACGACAUUUCCCCGGAGACCCGCCGCGAGCUAGAGCGCCGUCGCCUCUCCCAGGAGGAGAAGCGGGUUGCCAAUGCUGCGGCCGAGUAUCGACGCCGGGUCGCCGAGAACGACGGUGGAAAAGGAGGUGCUGAAUCGCACCGGUCUCGGGCUAUCCAAAACCGAGUUCAAACGCUUAUCGGCGAAUCUAACAAACCCGCCGCCGCACCGAAAACCGCGUCUGGAUAUGGCAAGUACACCGAAUCCCCUGAUUUGCCGGCAAACCAGGGCGAUGUACGUCCUCCAUCAAACCCAAUCCCUACAUCUCGAACUCCUGGUCCCGUCUACGGUGGCCGUGAAGGAAACAUACCUCUGCCGGACCGUCGCGAGGGUGCCAGUGUCCCCGUUGGAAUUCCUCGGACUGCUACCUCUACGUCGACGGGUUACUCGUCUGGACAACGCCCGGCAUCCCGGUCGGCCGCACCCCCAACUGCACCACCGAAGCCUAAGAACCUGCGCGUAGGGGCCUCGGAUGCCUCCAAGCCCAGUACCAGCAGCGAGCGAAGCCAGCCGAACCCAACCAGCCCGGGUGAAGACUGGGAGACGAACUUCAGCCGGCGGUUCCCCAGUCUCUCCGGCAUGGAAAUGGAGACGGAGAUUGAGAUCCCCAAGUUCCCUAAGCUGAAGACGCGGGAAGUGUAA
This is a messenger RNA of Penicillium cosmopolitanum, 2931 nucleotides long. RefSeq names its product putative serine/threonine protein kinase. The record is from RefSeq and is a predicted model, not a curated record. Gene Ontology annotation, biological process: actin cortical patch assembly; peptidyl-threonine phosphorylation; actin filament organization. Gene Ontology annotation, cellular component: cytoplasm. Bases 1 to 2931 code for a protein of 976 amino acids. The transcript has 4 exons. NCBI's taxonomy places the organism in Eukaryota, Fungi, Ascomycota, Eurotiomycetes, Eurotiales, Aspergillaceae. Gene Ontology annotation, molecular function: ATP binding; protein serine/threonine kinase activity.